GUCAGAGUCUUUGACGUUCCUCACCAGCAACCCAACCUCCAAACCGCCCAGAACAAGUGCAAGUGGGGGUGAGAAUGCGCGCGCGCGCGGACCGGCUGCGCUUGGCACGUUUGGUGGCCCGGGGCCCCGAGGCCCGGGGUCCUGCCUGGCGACCCGGGAUUACCGUGACGUCACACUGAGCCUCAGGCCACCUUGGACUGGGACACCUUGGGAGGCGCACAGCCCCGCGCCGCUCCUCAGCUCGCCUCGCCACCGCGCGCCUUUGGGAACCCACACCCUCUUCCUUCCUCUGCCCAUCCAUGGGCCCCUCUGUCUUCCGGACCCCGCGGGCCGGAGGGGCGCCUUCCGGAGCGCAGGGCUUGGCAGCCUGGCUGCCCGCGGCUCUGCCUCCAGCCGCGCCAAGAGGGCAGAAGACCCGGCGCUGGGCACCGGCGGCGGUGUAAGGAACCGAGGCGCUGCACAGCUGGGGGCGCCGAACCCCAGGACUGAGGCGGGAACUCCGAAGGGAAGAGGGAGGCGGGCCAGGGACUGCCACCAUGUCCUUCCCACAUUUCGGACACCCGUACAGCGGCGCUUCCCAGUUUCUGGUGUCUGCCAGUCCCAGCGCCACUUGCUGCGAGUCCGCUCCGCACUCGGUUCCCGAUGUGGCCUCAGGCUCCACCCCGGCGGCCGCUCUCUGCUGCGCGUCCUACAAUAGUCGGCUGCUGGGCAGCGCGCGGCCGGAGCUGGGCGCGGCCUUGGGCAUCUAUGGAGCCCCCUACGCGGCCGCUGCGGCCGCGCAGAGCUACCCUGGCUACCUGCCCUACAGCCCCGAGCCGCCCGCCCUGUACGGUGCGCUGAAUCCACAGUAUGAAUUUAAGGAGGCUACCGGGAGCUUUACAUCCGGCCUGGCGCAAUCAGGAGCCUAUUAUCCUUAUGAGCCCGCUCUGGGGCAGUACCAAUACGACCGUUACGGCGCUGUGGAGUUGAGCGGCGCCGGGCGCCGGAAGAACGCCACUCGGGAAACCACUAGCACCCUCAAGGCCUGGCUCAAUGAGCACCGGAAGAACCCCUACCCCACCAAGGGCGAGAAGAUCAUGCUGGCCAUCAUCACCAAGAUGACCCUCACCCAGGUGUCCACCUGGUUCGCCAACGCGCGCCGGCGCCUCAAGAAGGAGAACAAGAUGACGUGGGCGCCCAAAAACAAAGGCGGGGACGAGAGGCAGACCGAAAGAGAGCAGGCGGAAGCGCGGGGCUGCCUACAGCGGGACACCAGAGACGUUAGUGCUAACCCAGACGCCCGGGGGCUCCGGCUGAGUGACCUGGAAGACCUGGAGGAAGAUGAGGAAGAGGAGGAGGCCGAAGAAGAGGAGGCAGUGGCCACAGCUGCGGACAGGCUGGCGGAGUUCCACAAGGGCAUGCAGCCACUGCCGGCGCCAUGCGCUGCAGCUCGAGAGCGCCGGCUGGAGCGCAGGGAGUGCGGCCUGCCGGCGCCCCGCUUCUCCUUCAAUGAGCCCUCCGCGCCGGGAGAGGCUAACUUCCUCCGGGCCGAGCCCGGGGGCCCCACGCUGACCAUGCACUACGCCUGCAGCGAGAAACCGCGCAUCUGGUCUCUUGCGCACACCGCGGCGGCCAGCGCCGUCGAAGGUGCACUUCCAAGCCCGCCCAGGCCACGAAGUCCUGAGUGCCGCUUGAUUCCCGGACAGCCUCCAGGAUCGGGCAGGCAACCUGUGGUCCCCAGAGAGUCUGCGUGCGACGAGUCUUCCCGCGUAGCCAAAGCCUUUGGAAACCCCACGUUUGCCCUGCAGGGGCUGGCGCUGAACUGUGCGCCCUGCUCGCGUGGGAGGGAGCCUGCCGUGCAGUGCCAGUACCCGUCCGGAGCAGAAGCAGGUUAGCGCAAUGGCUGCGAUUUGCGGAAGACUCUCGGCAAUGAGCCCCGCUUCUCGAACUCAUCUUCACGCUCAGAAGCUGGGAGACCUCGCCAAGGACCAGGGGCUCUCACUUCGCCUAAAAGACAGAC
This is a messenger RNA of Trichechus manatus latirostris (Florida manatee), 1999 nucleotides long. RefSeq names its product iroquois homeobox 6 (gene IRX6). The record is from RefSeq and is a predicted model, not a curated record. Gene Ontology annotation, cellular component: nucleus. The coding region runs from base 537 to 1874 and encodes 445 amino acids. Lineage: Eukaryota; Metazoa; Chordata; Mammalia; Sirenia; Trichechidae. Gene Ontology annotation, biological process: regulation of transcription by RNA polymerase II; cell development; positive regulation of DNA-templated transcription. Gene Ontology annotation, molecular function: RNA polymerase II cis-regulatory region sequence-specific DNA binding; DNA-binding transcription activator activity, RNA polymerase II-specific. The transcript has 6 exons.